Molecule: messenger RNA, 1115 nt
Organism: Exaiptasia diaphana
Lineage: Eukaryota; Metazoa; Cnidaria; Anthozoa; Actiniaria; Aiptasiidae
Product: small nuclear ribonucleoprotein-associated protein B'
Exons: 7
Coding region: 135-854 (239 amino acids)
Biological process (GO): mRNA splicing, via spliceosome
Cellular component (GO): U2 snRNP; U4 snRNP; cytoplasm
Molecular function (GO): RNA binding
Source: RefSeq, a predicted model, not a curated record
GUACAUGAACAGUAUGUUGGGUUCCCUGUCUUCGGACAGCGGAAUACCCUAUGAAACGUCGAAGAACGUUUUACCUAAAGAACUUGUGAAUAUUUUUGAAAUCCGGUCCUUUUGCGGCCAUCCUAUCUUCCACCAUGCCGACGAUUGGCAAAAGCUCGAAGAUGCUCCAACAUAUCAACUACAGAAUGCGGUGCUCAUUACAAGAUGGUCGCGUUUUUAUUGGAACCUUUCUCGCUUUUGAUAAACACAUGAACGUUAUUCUCGGAGAUUGUGAUGAGUUUAGAAAAGUCAAACCUAAAAGCAGUAAAGCACAAGAACGAGAAGAAAAACGAGUGCUUGGGUUAGUCUUACUUCGAGGUGAACAUCUUGUCUCAUUGACAGUUGAUGGACCGCCGCCGGCUGAUGAGAAAGCCAAGUCAUUAGGUGCUAAUGCAGCUCCUGGUCCUGGAGUUGGAAGAGCUGCAGGACGUGGAAUUCCUGCCCCAGUUGUUCCAACAAUUGCAGCACCACCUGGAUUAAGUGGGCCUGUAAGAGGUGUAGGUGGACCAGCUCAACAAAUGAUGACACCGCAAGGAAGAGGAGGUCCUCCACCAGGAAUGCCUCCAGGUAUGCAAGUAAGAGGACCUCCGCCACGCAUGGGAGGACCACCUGGAAGUGGAAUGCAAGGUGGAAGAGGUGGUCCUGGAGAUAUGCCACAAGGAAUUCCUCAAAGCUUAAUGGGCCGUGGUGGACCACCUCCUGGUAUGCCCCCUCCUGGAAUGCCACCACCAGGAAUGAGAGGACCACCAGGAAGAAUGCCACCACCUGGUCUUAUGGGGAGGGGCCCCCCACCUGGCAUGCGACCACCACGUUAAUAUGCUUUGUGACUUGGAUUCAUGAUAYAUUAGGGACACAACCAUGGGUUUCAUGUUGAAACAUACAUUCUCUUGGUAUAUAGUUCAAAGAUGACCUCCAAAAGAAUAAAAGCCCGGCCCACCAUUUAUUUUAGAGUACUCUCUCAUACAAUCUUUCUCAUUUGUAUAAUUUAUGUAUAUAUCAACAUUAAAGUUUUGUAAGUCCUGGACAAAAUAAACUGUUAUCAUUGAGUAUUUUUAAUUAAAGUAACAUGUGGUGGA